CAGCUGGAACCUCAGCAACCCGGAGCCCACAUCCUCGGAGUACACCGCCCUGCUGAGGGACACCCAGGACCAGAAUAUUCUCCCAACAGAGAUGACACCUUGACUGAGAAGCCUGGUGAACCUGCAGGAAGCCCCAGCCCACGGAAGGUGGCGAGAAUCUUGAUGCUGUGCCUCAUCGAAGAGAACCAUGCGCACAGGGUCUUGGAUGAUGAGGAAAGUUGUCCAACCCUUGUCAAGGAUGGUUGAGGCACAGUGGGGUCAGCAGGAGCCCUGGGGCGAUGACAGGAGAUGGCUCACCCCACCACUUGUCUCCCCAGACCUCCCCGUCUGGGCCCUCAUCCUCAUCUGCUUGCCGGGAAUCCUGGUGCUCAUCACAGGCCUGAUCUGCUGUGUCCUGCACGAUGAACUUGCAGAUAGUCUUCCUUGUGCAGAAGGAGAGUUUAUCUUCCUUCGUCUUAAUGUUCUUCGUGAGUAUUUGGAAAGAGAGCUCACCAUGGCCAGCCUACCGUUCACAUUUGAUGUCGAGAGGAGCACUGAUGACUGGGUCUUCAUGUGCUUCUUUGUGGGAAAUGACUUCCUUCCUCACCUGCCGUCGUUAGAGAUUCGGGAAGGUGCAAUUGACCGUUUGGUUAACAUAUACAAAAAUGUGGUUCACAAAACUGGGGGUUACCUUACAGAAAGUGGUUAUGUCAGUCUGCAAAGAGUACAGAUGAUCAUGUUAGCAGUUGGUGAAGUUGAGGAUAGCAUUUUUAAAAAGAGAAAGGAUGAUGAGGACAGUUUUAGAAGACGACAGAAAGAAAAGAGAAAGAGAAUGAAGAGAGAUCAACCAGCUUUCACUCCUGGUGGAAUAUUAACCCCUCAUGCCUUGGGUUCAAGAAAUUCACCAGGUUCUCAAGUAGCCAGUAAUCCGAGACAAGCAGCCUAUGAAAUGAGGAUGCAGAAUAAUUCUAGUCCUUCAGUAUCUCCUAAUACGAGUUUCACUUCUGAUGGCUCCCCGUCUCCGAUAGGAGGAAUUAAGCGAAAAGCAGAAGACAGUGACAGUGAACCUGAACCAGAGGAUAACGUCAGGCUUUGGGAAGCUGGUUGGAAGCAGCGGUACUACAAGAACAAAUUUGAUGUUGAUGCAGCUGAUGACAAAUUCCGUCGUAAAGUUGUACAGUCUUACGUUGAAGGGCUCUGCUGGGUUCUGCGAUAUUAUUACCAGGGCUGUGCUUCCUGGAAGUGGUAUUAUCCAUUUCAUUAUGCACCAUUUGCUUCAGACUUGGAAGGUAUUGCAGACAUGCCUUCUGAUUUUGAGAAGGGUACUAAACCGUUUAAACCACUGGAACAACUUAUGGGAGUUUUUCCAGCUGCAAGUGGUAACUUCCUACCUCCAUCAUGGCGGAAGCUCACGCGUGAUCCUCACUAG
Messenger RNA from Diceros bicornis minor, 1408 nucleotides. Its product is annotated as 5'-3' exoribonuclease 2-like. The record is from RefSeq and is a predicted model, not a curated record. Gene Ontology annotation, cellular component: nucleus. The coding region runs from base 188 to 1408 and encodes 406 amino acids. Gene Ontology annotation, biological process: nuclear-transcribed mRNA catabolic process. The transcript has 13 exons. Gene Ontology annotation, molecular function: 5'-3' RNA exonuclease activity; RNA binding. Lineage: Eukaryota; Metazoa; Chordata; Mammalia; Perissodactyla; Rhinocerotidae.